Molecule: messenger RNA, 2139 nt
Organism: Cynoglossus semilaevis (tongue sole)
Lineage: Eukaryota; Metazoa; Chordata; Actinopteri; Pleuronectiformes; Cynoglossidae
Gene: fgfrl1a
Product: fibroblast growth factor receptor like 1a
Exons: 8
Coding region: 603-2102 (499 amino acids)
Cellular component (GO): plasma membrane
Molecular function (GO): fibroblast growth factor receptor activity; fibroblast growth factor binding
Source: RefSeq, a predicted model, not a curated record
CGAUUGGUGAGAAGUUGGCAGCUGGGCGGGUCAUAAUUGCGCAGUUUGUUUGCUCGCCUGCGGCUGAAGUUUGGACCGAACUGAGCUGCCAAAGGCGAAGUGGACCUGCUGUCUAGGUUUAUAGGUACAGUUUGCAUGUGUGGGAGAGUCAGGAGAGGAGACAGUGGACAGGACUGGACUUUUGUCUUUAUUUUUUACACCUUUCUUUCCCUUUUUCUUUUCUUUUUGUACUGCUGCUGUUCUGGCUGCUUCUCCCUGCAGCGCUUCUCAGACUGUCAUUCACAAAUACUACAGCCUCCUCACGUGCUUUUCCUCAGACUGAACACUUAGAAAUUAGACAUUUAUUUCUAACUCUUAAAGUCGCUCAGGGAAAACUCACACUUUUAUUUUUUAAAAAACCUUUACUGAAACUUCUGGUUCAUUUAUUCAUAUUUUUGCGUCGUUGUGAUUCAGAACCAGAGAAGAACCGGCAGUUUAACAUCAGGGUCUACUGUAAAGUCUGCGGAUUUACCUUCAUCAUCAUCAUCAUCACCAUCAACACUGCAGGAUUUUACAAGUAAAAAGGCUGAUUGUUCACCUUUACUGAGAAAUAAACAAAAAUAAUGGAGGUUUUCUGGAUGUGUCUGCUGCUGGAGAUGGUCCUGAUGUCCACAGCUGCCAGAGGUCCUCCAAAGGUGUCAGAACGUGUGACCCAUCGUCAAAGCAUCCGCCUCGGCCGUACCCUGAAGCUGCCCUGUCCUGUAGAGGGCGACCCUCCGCCGCUCAUUUGGUGGACCAAAGACGGCCGUAACAUCCACAGGGGCUGGACCAGGUUCAAGAUUUUACAACAGGGUCUGAGAGUCAAAGAGGUGGAGAGCGAUGAUGCGGGGACGUACAUCUGCAAGGCCACCAAUGGCUUUGGAAGCGUCAACAUCAACUAUACGCUGAUCGUCAUCGAUGAUUCCAGCUCCAGAAGUGGAUCAAGAACGGCCAACAGUGACCUAGAACAUGCGCCAGAACUUGCUGGGAGGCUAGUCCGUCCACGGUUUACUCAGCCGGCAAAGAUGAGGAAGCGCGUCAUCGCUCGCCCGGUGGGCAGCUCAGUGCGUCUGAAGUGCACGGCGAGCGGGAACCCUCGACCGGACAUCGUGUGGCUGAAGGACAGUCGUCCACUGGCGGAUGAGGACAGUGGAGCCGGAGGAGAUGGUCAGAAGAAGAAAAAGUGGACUCUGAGUUUGAAGAACCUCACACCAGAGCACAGUGGGAAAUACACCUGCCACGUGUCCAACAGAGCGGGGGAGAUCAACGCCACCUACAAACUGGAAGUCAUUCAACGUACCAACUCCAAACCCAUCCUGACUGGAACCCACCCUGUAAACACCACCGUGGACUACGGCGGAACCACGUCCUUCCAGUGUAAAGUCCGCAGUGAUGUCAAACCAGUCAUCCAGUGGCUGAAGAAAGUGGAACCUGGUGAUGAGAACAAGUUCAACUCCACCAUAGAAGUUGGGGAUCACCGUUUUGUUGUUCUGCCAACUGGAGAGGUUUGGUCCCGUCCUGAUGGAUCAUACCUGAAUAAGCUGCUAAUAACCAGAGCGAAGGAGGAGGACGCCGGCAUGUACAUCUGCCUGGGAGCCAACACUAUGGGCUACAGCUUCAGGAGUGCUUACCUCACAGUCCUCCCAGAUCUGAAGACCCAGAGCAACUCCAUCCCCACACCUACGUCCCAGAGUCUUCCUUGGCCUGUCAUCAUUGGAAUACCAGCAGGCCUCGCCUUCAUUUUAGGCACCGCUCUCCUCUGGUUCUGCCAAUCAAAACGCACCUGCUCCUCCUCUUCCUCCUCUUCACCCUCAUCCUCCACCUCUUCUGCGUUACCCGCCGCUCAACGUCCUCCUGGAGCUAACCGAGAGAGGACUGGUGCCGGGUUACCUCCUCCGACAGCCAAUGGGGACAAAGACUGCCUGUCCUAUGAGGACUACGUCACACAUCAGCAGCUGCUUCUGGCACAAGGGGGCGCUACCCAAAAGGUCUACCCUAAAAUCUACACUGACAUUCACACACACACGCAUUCACACGUGGACGGCAAAGUGCAUCAGCACCAGCACAUUCACUACCAGUGUUAGCAUCGAGGCUGAGGCUCUGUCCUCUCGUACGUAAGGA